This is a messenger RNA of Abrus precatorius (Indian licorice), 3789 nucleotides long. Its product is annotated as protein timeless homolog. The transcript has 21 exons. Gene Ontology annotation, biological process: replication fork arrest; DNA repair; DNA replication checkpoint signaling. NCBI's taxonomy places the organism in Eukaryota, Viridiplantae, Streptophyta, Magnoliopsida, Fabales, Fabaceae. The coding region runs from base 1 to 3789 and encodes 1262 amino acids. The record is from RefSeq and is a predicted model, not a curated record. Gene Ontology annotation, molecular function: DNA binding. Gene Ontology annotation, cellular component: replication fork protection complex.
AUGGACACCGAGGGGUUAUCCCUAAUCUGUGCCGGUCUCGGAACCGUCGAAGAGGACCUUCAAAACAACCGAAUCGGUUACACGAAGGGCGAAUACUGUCUUGAUAACCUGAAAGACUUGCUGAGAUUUCUGAGGCGCGACGACCCCCAAACGCGCGAUGUGUUUAAACAAGUUUGCAAGUGGAAUAUUGUUUCCAAGGACUUGAUACCUAUCAUUGAGUAUUACCACGAAGAUCGCAACCUUCUUUUGAAUGCAGUUAAGGUUUUGGUGUUUCUUACAAUGCCGAUCGAGCCUUCGUCGACUGAUAUUCCUCAGCAGUUGGAGUAUUUGUGGGGUUUGAAGUCUGCAGUGACGAACAGUGAUGUUGCUGCAGUGAUCGUUUCGUUUCUAGAAAGACCACUUGAGAAUUUGGAGCAUGAUGCGUUCAGUGAGGAUGAUUGGAAAUUGGUGCAGCUAGUGCUUACAUUAUUUAGAAAUAUCCUAGCUGUUCAAGAAAUUCCGUUGCCGCACAAGUCGGGGGGAUUAGCUAGUCAGUUUUUAUCGCUGAGAGACAGAUUUCUGGAACUUUUGUUCCGAGAGAAUGUAAUGGAUAUAAUCUUGGUUAUAUCUCAGUAUGUUGGCGGUUCUAAUGUUUAUCUUCGUCAGGAUAACUUGCUUCUACUGGAAAUUUUCCAUUGCAUUUUUAUGGGUCAGGACCCGGAGUUAAUUGUUAAGGGGCAUUUGAAAGGAUCAAAGGCAGAUGAAGACCCUCAAGCUUCUCUUAGUAGUCUGCAAUCCAUUAUUGAGGAGGAAAAGAAGAGAAGAAAUACUUGUAGGCUUGGCAAUAUAAGUCGACAUUCGCAAUUUAGUGGCACAUUUGCACGGCUUACCAUGGAUGGUUCUAAGGCAGUUUUUAAGGGAAAUCCUAAUCCUUCUCAUAAUGUGCUGCUCAAAUCACUAAACCUCACUCGGGGUCCUGCCAAAAAAAUUGCAUGGGAUCAUCCAAGGUUGCCUUCAACAAAGGAUAAGAUAUUGGAGUUGCUUCAUGGAUUUGUUAAUCAGUUUCUUUCUGGUGGAUACAAUGUUUUGAUGAGAUCUGUUCGUGAAGAUAUAGAAAAGGAACAUCCUGCAAUACAAAAAAGUGAUGUUGUUGUUUUCUUUCAAGUGGCUGAAUUUGUCACUUCAUUUCAGUUUUACCAGCAUUCAGCGUCUAAGGUCAAUGACGGAUGGGACACAUUUGAGACUUUUGGGGAUAAAGAUGCAGAUACUUCAGAUUUCAGUGGUCAAAUAUGUGGCCCAAUUGCAGCAUCCUUGAAUGAGUCAAUGUUUCAAUUGGUCAUUUCAAAAUGGCGGCAUGCCUAUGAUGGUCUAAAGGAAACAAAUGACUACCAGUUUCUAUCUGCAGCUGGUUCUCUUUUGAAAAACAUGAUUCGCAUGCUGGAUUUGAUACUUAAAUUGUUGCCAGAAGACUCAAAGGAGCCACAAACAGCUCGCAUCCUUCUUUACAAGUUAUUUUAUGAUCAGACUGAGGAAGGGAUGACUCAGUUCCUGUUGAAUUUGAUGAAAACGUUUGACACCCACAAACAACCCAAAAGUGAUCUUGCAGAUUUGGUAGAAAUCAUUCACAAGGUUGUAAAGCUGAUGGAUAACCUUCAGUCUCGAGGAGCAUUGAGGGUGUCUCGAAAAUUGAGGAAGGCAAAAAAAAAGAAAUUUCCAGAAGGAACAGAAUCAGGGGACAAACCAACUGAAGUUAAUUCUUGCUUUCAAAAUGAAACUGGUGACAAACCCACCGAAGAUCAUUCUUGCAUUCAAAAUGAAACUGGCACUCAAUUAGCAGAAAAUCAGCCCCUGCAGGAAUACACGGCAAAUGCAAAUUCCACCAGGGAGGAUGUCCCUGAUGAUAACGAACAUGAAAAUAAUGUUGAGGAAGAUGGUAACUCCCAAGUUGGUUUAGAACAAAUGGAAACCACAAAUUCUAAACAUGCUAACAAUGAUAUGUUGGAUGGAACUGGUGAUUUUUCCGAAGAUGAGCAACUAAAUGCAAUUAAUGAAGUUGAUUUCAAGGUUUCAUCAUUGGUCUCUGCCUUUGCAAAUCACAGCCUCAUUCAAAAAUUAUGUUGGUUGCUCAAGUUUUAUAAGAGCAAUUCCCUUGCUACAAAUCAUUACAUAAUAAGCAUGUUGCGGAGAAUAAGUGAUGACCUUGAACUCCAUCCAAUGCUUUACCAGUUGUCACUGCUCACAAUUUUUUAUGACAUCCUGGUUGAACAAAAGUCAUGUCCCUGCAAGGAAUAUGCAGAUAUAGUUGAUUUCCUAACUUGUUUGGUUAGAAAGAUGCUAAAGAAAAUGAAAAAGCAACCACUCUUGUUUGUGGAAGUCCUUUUCUGGAAGUCCCGUAGGGAAUGCCAUUACAUCAAUGCUGAAUAUUUGUUAAAUGAGCUUGGUCAUUUGAGGAAAGAAAGUAUAAAUUGGAACAACACUCAAGGAGAUGGAGGAAUUGGUUCAUCCCCAGGGAAGGCAUGGACUCGUAGAAGCAUAGCUGAUGCACUUGGUGAGGAUGAAGCUGAUGUUGUGAUCACUCAUGACUCAGGCUUUCAAGACUAUAGAGACAAGCUUGAUGAUGUUAUUGAAGGCUUCACAUCUACCUCAAGCAGUGAUGAUGGCAAAGAUGAUCGCAAUGAGGAGCAAUUGAUGGAAGAUGAAUCUCGUAUAGCUCCAAGGAGAAAGAAAAAACUUGUUCUUGAUGGUGAUAUGGAGAGACAGAUUAAGGAUCUCUAUGAGAAAUUCAAAGAUGAUCGACAUUGCAGUCGUUGUAUCGCUGAAGUCAUAGAUCCAGAUGGUAAAAUUUCACCAGCUCAAAUUUCCAAUAUAUUAAAAAAAUUAGGACUCAGAGUUGUGCCUAUGAAAAAGAUGGUUGAUGCUGAAGGAUCUUUGUCGACUACCCCUAAUCAGUUAGAGGGUGAUGGAGUAGCAGGAGUUACUAAUCAUAAAUCGGAGGGAAGUCUGUCAGUUCAGCACCUGCAGAAAAGGAAGAGGGUUCAAGCUUUCAAUGAAGAUCAGGAAGCUCUGAUCAAAGUUCUAUAUGAGCAAUUCAAGGACCAUAGAAGAUGUAGCUACAUGAUAGCUAAUGCACUGGAUGUGGAUGGUAAAUUCACUCCUGCCCAAGUCUCUCGAAAACUUAAGCAGCUUGGUUUAUGUAAUCCUCGGAAGAAGAGUUUUGAAGGCAAAAUGCACCCAAAGGGUGAAGAUCUCAUGGAUUGUUCAAAAGAUAGAAUGAGUGAAUCUGAUGAUGAGCCAUUGAUAUCGUUGGUUGAAAGGAAAAAAAUGGAAAAUAUCAAGGUAUCAAGGGAACAGUCACAUGGACAAACCGGUGAGGAUAUAUUGUCAAAAGAUGAUUCUGAUGAAGAAAUGCUCAGUUCUGUUCUCAAGAAAAAAAGGAACAGCAGAGUAUCAACUGAACAGUUACUUGAAUACUCCAGUGGUGAUACAUUGUUGAGAGAUGAUUCAGACGAUGUCAAGAUCAGCUCUUCUCUCAAGAGAACUAGAAGAUCCUUUCUUAAAUCAAAACAUGUUGAGCUUGAAAACAUCCGAGUACAGGAGAGAAUGAUGAGCAAUGAAUCUUUUAAUGGAGGCAUGAAAGAGGUUUUGGAAAGUGAAAAUCAGGUUGGUUUCUUGAACUCCUACCAAAUAGAACAUCAGCAAGUGGAUGACUUGGCAGACUCAGAGGAUGAAGUGGCUGUUAGUGCAUUUCCUGACAGAGCCGUAUCCAGAAGGAAGCUGAGAAUGGUGAUUGAUCCGGAGGAUGAUGACUAA